This is a messenger RNA of Hemiscyllium ocellatum (epaulette shark), 2005 nucleotides long. RefSeq names its product magnesium transporter NIPA2-like. The record is from RefSeq and is a predicted model, not a curated record. The transcript has 6 exons. Gene Ontology annotation, cellular component: membrane. Gene Ontology annotation, biological process: magnesium ion transport. The coding region runs from base 188 to 1462 and encodes 424 amino acids. NCBI's taxonomy places the organism in Eukaryota, Metazoa, Chordata, Chondrichthyes, Orectolobiformes, Hemiscylliidae. Gene Ontology annotation, molecular function: magnesium ion transmembrane transporter activity.
GUGAAACAAGUUCGCAGGUAGAGCCAGUGAACACAAGGCAGGUCUAUGUUGUGCAGUAAAGGGGGUGGAAUCAAAAAAGUGGUCACGUAUUUGACAGAAACUUUCAAUAAAGACAUUUUAACUCAGAAGAUUCAUGAGCUAGCUCUUCUAAAUAAACAACUUCGCUUCCAGUUGCUCGCGGAAAUCUAUGGACUCCGGACCGCGAUACGAACAGUGUGUUGAGGGUUCUUUCAUUUCAGUUGCAUGUCCGAAUAAGUCUCAAUGGGCUUUGUGUCAGAUCAUCAACGUAACAACCGAAGUAAAAGAUAAUCAGCCUUACAGAACAAGUGAAAAAUUAAAUGGAACUGAACGUGAAACAAUAAAAUGGCCUGACACACAUUACAACCUGUAUAUUGGAUUGGCCUUAGCAGUCACCUCCAGUCUCCUGACAGGAUCCAGUUUUAUACUAAAGAAGAAAGGUCUCUUGCGAGUGUCUGAGAAAGGAAUUACCAGAGCUGGGCAAGGAGGAUAUGCCUAUCUAAAAGAGUGGCUGUGGUGGGGAGGACUCCUCUCUAUGGGUGCUGGGGAAGCUGCUAACUUUGCUGCCUAUGCUUUUGCACCUGCUACACUGGUUACACCAUUGGGUGGGCUAAGUGUUCUUAUAAGUGCCAUUCUUUCAUCGUACAUUUUAAAUGAGCGACUGAACAUUCAUGGCAAGUUAGGGUGUACUCUGAGCAUUGUAGGAUCAACAAUAAUUGUGAUCCAUUCGCCAGAAGAGGAAGGAAUCAAUUCUUUGCAUGAGAUGGAAGAAAAGCUGAAAGAGACAGGCUUCCUUACAUUUGCCAGCAUAAUAAUCAUUGUCUCUGUGGUGCUGAUUAUCUUUGUUGCUCCCAAACUAGGACCAACUAAUAUACUGGUCUAUAUCUCCAUUUGUUCAUUGAUUGGAGCUUUUUCUGUAUCAUCUGUGAAGGGACUGGGUAUUGUCAUAAAGGAACUGCUGGAAAAGAAACCAGUCAUCAACAAACCACUGAGCUGGAUUCUACUUGGUACUUUGAUCAUAUCCAUCAGCACGCAAAUCAAUUAUCUAAACAAAGCUCUCGAUACCUUUAACACUGCUAUAGUGACUCCUAUUUACUACGUAUUGUUCACUACUAUUGUCAUAAUUUGCUCAGUUAUCCUUUUCAAAGAAUGGAAUAAUGUGGAAAUUAAGGAUGUCAUUGGGAUUAUAAAUGGAUUCUGUACCAUAAUCUUGGGCAUCUUUUUACUUCAUGCUUUUAAAGAUGUACAAUUCACAUGGGAACAAUUAAUAUCUCUUAUUAAAAAAAAUGCAAACACAGAAACAAAUGGAUUUGGUCAGGACGACCACCAUGCAUUACUGGACAAUGCGGACACGGAUAGCCCAUCUGCCAUUUAUGAUGGUGAAAUGAAUCUCUUCUUUAACAGAAGAAAUGUUGGUUCCAGAGAGUGUUCUCUCCUACAAUAACAAUGCACAGCAUUCUGAGGAAUUAAUUUGUAUCCCAUCAAAGAAUACCAUUAUCUUUAGAUUGCUAUUAAAUUAGAAUCAUUAUCUUUGAUGGUAUUCACUUAUAGGAUGUACAGUCUAUUUUUGAUUUCAAGAUUGUUUUUGCACUAAAAAAGUUUUCCAAAAAUCCUAACAAAUGUGCUCAAGUUCAGAUAACUUGAAUUUGACCAUAUUUGAUUUGAGUAAUAGGUUUCUUUCAGUGCGAGAUGUUUACUUCAGGAUUCACACAACAGGAACUGAUGUAAAAUGUAAAUACUUGUUCUUCAGAUAAUGUGACUCUAGUGUUUGUUGGUCUGUACAGUCAAAGUGAACUCUUGCAUGGCAGUAUAAUGAUUAAAAUCCAGAAUGCAAGGUAGCUGUUAAGAUAAUUGUACUGUAAGUAUCUAGCUUUUUAAAACUCUGACAGCACAUUUUUUUUAAAUAAACUAAAUCUUUGUAUUUGAUCACUGUAUGGCAUUUGACAUUGAUAUUUAUCAAUUUAUAAUAAAAGCACAACACUCUGAA